AACCAACCAAUUAUUUCUUUCACAAACUCCCCAAUCUCACUCUCUGUGUCAGUUUCCCUCUUCAAACAUUCUCUCUCUCUCUCUCAAACACCCCCAAUCUCACACCCCCUGUGCCACUCUCUCUCUCUCUCUCUCUCUCUCUCUCCCCCUCCCUCUCUCCCACUCUCUCUCCCCUUCUCUCUCUCUAUCACUCUCUCCCCCUGUGCCAGCUUCUCUCUUCAAAGACUCUCUCUCUCUCAAUUUUCAAAUUUGUGAAGUUUGAAUUUUCAUGAGACCAAGAAUCUUGAAUCUUUAAUGGAACUAGUACCCUAUUCAGACCCUCCUAAAUCUGAUUCAACUGCCACUAAUCCAGCCUGGCAAGAUAUGUUUCGAUCUGCCUCUAUUAGAAAACCCACCGACGUUACUCCACCUCCUCCGCCUCAACCCCCCGCAUCUCCGCCGGAAGAGCCCAGUAUAAGCCCACCGGAUCAAAGCCCGCUUGGUUUCGGUAAUGACUCUCAGGUAAAAUUAGCACUCUAUAUAGCCAUGGCCCAUGCUGGUUUAGCCUUCAUUAUUCUCAUUCUUUAUGGUAUUUGUAAGUUACUUGAAGAGUAUUUAAGGCCUAUUCAAUGGGCUGUCUUGUGUUCUAUUCCUCUGAGAGGGAUACAGCAGACCCUUGUUUCGUUUUGGUCUGAACCCUUGAAAUUGGGCUUGACUGAGACUGUUUUGGCAGUGCCUGUGUCUGUUUUUAGGGUUUUUGUGGGUACCCUUGUGGAUAUUCGUGAUGCUUGUUUUCGGGUUGUGCUUAGAAAGAAGAAGGUUGAUGUUCAUAGGCGAAAAAGAAGUGGGUUUUCGAUUGUGCUUAGGUGGUUGGUUUCUUUCUGGCUGUUUGUGUUGGCUUAUGAGCAGUUAGGUGGGUUUGGGGCUUUUGUUCUUCUGUUGUUUGGGUUUAUGUUUACGGCUAGUAGUGUUGAAUCGACUAUGUCUACUGUUUCUUCAUUUAGGAGUCAUAGUUUUCGUAGGAGUUCGAUUAGUGCUUUUUUUACUAGAGGGAUUUUGAAGAGAUUGGAGACUAUUGUGGCGAUUGGACUGAUUGUGGCAAUGAUUGUUGGGUUUUUGACGGGGGUAAUUUUCUUUUCGUACAAAGUUGGGAUUGAGGGGAGAGAUGCUGUCUUUUCUUUGAAAUCACAUGUGGAAAAGAGUAAUUAUGCGGAGAAAAUUGGGGUGAAGAAAUGGAUGGAUGAUAAUGAUGUGCCUGGCAUGGUGGAUAAAUACACUAUGCAGUUCUAUGAAACUGUUUCUGAGCAGGUUGAUAGUUUGGCAAUGCAGUAUAAUUUGACGGAGUUUGUGACGGGGAUUAAGCAUUUUGUGAUAACUCAGACUGUGGAUUCUUCUUCCAAAUCCACUGCAUUGAUGAAGCCAUCCCCUUACACCGAGAAAUUACUGAGUUUAAAGAAGAGGUUUAAGGAUCGUGAGUGGGGUGAAAUCUACACAGAAGCUGAUGCAAUAUUUAGAGAAUUAAGAGUGUCGAGGGAGGAUUUGGUUAAGAAGGCAAAAGAAUUUGCUUUCCAGGGAUUGGAUGUGAUGCAAGGUGUGUUUUCCAGUGGUAAAUCGGUUAUUGGUGGCAGUGCUAAGAUUAUGUUUAUUAUUGGUGAUUCCAUCGUGUCUGGAGCAGCCGGAAUUUUCAAUUUUGUGUCUCAGACAAUUAUUUUUUUCUGGGUUUUGUAUUAUCUCAUCACAUCAAAGUCUGGUGGAGUCACAGAGCAAGUGAUAUGUAUGAUUCCUAUUUCACCAUCUGCUAGGUCAAGAUGUGUUGAAGUUCUUGAUAAAGCCAUAUCGAGUGCUCUCUUGGCGACAGCUGAAAUUGCUGUCUUUGAGGGAUGUCUCACAUGGCUCUUGUUUAGACUAUAUUCCAUUCAUUUCCUGUACAUGUCAACUGUACUGGCAUUUAUUAGCCCUUUAUUACCUAUUUUUCCAUAUUGGCUUUCAACUAUUCCGGCAGCCUUGCAAUUGGUACUGGAAGGAAGAUAUGUCCUAGCCCUCAGCUUGUCUAUCAUUCAUCUGAUUCUUAUUGAAUACGGGUGUCUCGAAAUUCAAGAAGACAUUCCUGGUUAUAGCGCUUAUCUCACUGGUCUAAGCAUUAUCGGUGGAAUGACACUCUUCCCUUCAGCUGUGGAGGGAGCAAUAAUGGGACCAUUGAUUACCACAGUUGUGCUUGCUCUCAAAGAUCUUUAUGCAGAGUUUGUUUUAGGUGAAAAGGGAAAUGGCAGAUAAAACCCAGUUUCAAAAUGAGUUCUUGUGAACAACUCAUGUACAUUAUUACCUAGGUUUUCUCAGAAAUUUUGAUCACAAGUGCUGGUCAUGAAAUCGGAACAGGCAUCACUCAACCAUGGCCUGCAUUCUAUCGAUUGUUUAUAUCUACUUAUCGGGACCUUCAUCGGACUUGCUGUUGCAGGAGCCUACCGAGCUGUUAGUAAUUUUUUGGAUUGUACAAGUGUAUCUGCAGGCUUAUUUAAAGAUCUUCUGUUGUGUUUCAUUGUUCAUAAUUCUCAAUUCCCAUCUCUAGCCAAUGUAGAAUGUUGUUUAGUGUUGCUUUUUUAUGAAUUACAGCUCCACUUGUUCA
Molecule: messenger RNA, 2602 nt
Organism: Daucus carota subsp. sativus
Lineage: Eukaryota; Viridiplantae; Streptophyta; Magnoliopsida; Apiales; Apiaceae
Exons: 2
Coding region: 295-2253 (652 amino acids)
Source: RefSeq, a predicted model, not a curated record